Molecule: messenger RNA, 9966 nt
Organism: Lymnaea stagnalis (great pond snail)
Lineage: Eukaryota; Metazoa; Mollusca; Gastropoda; Lymnaeidae
Source: the annotation of a GenBank genome assembly
CAUGCGUUGCACCGCCAAUCGCGCUGCUCGCGUGGAAGGCGGAGCCAAUCGAUACCAAACGACGCGUGUGGGAAUUUCUCCAGCUCGGAACGUAAAUAAACGGAUCUCAUGAAACCAGGCAGUCGCAGUCGAUGUAAGAGUACAUGUGAGUUAACAUACGGCGUUCUGUGACCGGUUGUUAUUGAUCGUACAUCUCGUAUCGAUUGUAAUCGUUAAUAUUCACGUGGGAUUAAAAGAUAUUUCUGGAACAGGAUUAAUAGCAGUGAGGUUCCCAGACUUCACGAAUAUUGUUAGCCAUCUAGGCACUCUACUAGUACCGUGUGUGUGUGAGUGAACUGUGUCUGGCAGGCAUAGAUUUUCUCAUCCUAACAUCUUCCCGGGCAGUGCCAUUCGCAAAUCGAUUUUUGUCCUCGUCAUCUGGCAAAAGUUAGGCUCUAGUGCACGUUGCCAGCACUCAGCAGGCAGUCGGCAGAGAUCAAUCAAUAGGGAGACCGCGAGCAUGAAGGCAGUAGCGACAGAACGGCCGAGGUCUUGCAGCAUUCUCGGGGUUAAGAAAGAUUCCAACUGCAGCAUCAUGAAGACCGCUAGCAUCGAAUUUCGUGGAGAGAAAUUCACUUUGAGUGAUGAGAUGAAGGUAUGUUUUGUCUGUAGCUGUCUGUUUAAUAAAAGCAUAUUAAACAUCCAUUGGCAUGUAGGCCAAUAUAUACUAUUAUUUAUAUUUAGAAUAUAUAAUAUAAUGCGAUCCAAUAUACAAAUAGUUUUAUAAUUAUACGCCUUGCCUAUUAUUACUACUCUACCGUUGAUUAGUUAAGAUCUGACAUUUUUAAGGCCCAGAGACUAGACAUAGUUUUUGUUACAUCCAUUGCAACUCUCAGUGCAUGUGAUUGUCGGAUUGGUGUUGCGUAAUUCAGAUAGCCGCCUGCACAAUAAGCAUGGCAUACUCUAAAAAUAAACCCCAAAGGUCUUUUACCUUUAGACUUGGAGGUGGAGGCCUACAACUAUUUGUAUCAUCAUAUCAGUUACGCCCCACUAUUUCUAUACAAUAUGAUAUAGUAUGUCAUAGUCAUAUGUUGAAAAAAUGCCUACAUCUGCCGUCUUAGACUGAAAGACAGUGACACAGGCUAUAUUGAAAAAUUACUGAAAAAAUGUCUCUGUCCUAUUUCAUGGACUAAAAGGCCUAGGUCCUGUCCUAUUUCAUAGACUAAAAGGCCUAGGCCCUGUCCUAUUUCAUAGACUAAAAGGCCUAGGCCCUAUCCUAUUUCAUAGACUAAUUUUAAGAAUGAUGCCCCUGAAUAUGGACAUCGUGUUGGGUUCCAAAUGCUUAAGAACCUGGCGUAGCUAAUCACCUCCAGUUAUGCUGUUUAUCAGUGUCAUCCUCCAUCCUGUAGAGACGUACAUAAAUGAACUCCAUUUUUUACUCCAUUACUAAUGAGAUUUAAAUUACUUAAGCAAUGGCAUUAAAAAUGAUGUAAACCAGCGCUUCUCAGCCUGUUGGUCGCGACCCCUUUGGGGGUCGAACGACCCUUACACAGGGGUCGCCUAAGACCGUCGGAAAAAAAAAACCCAUACUUAUGAAGUAGCAACGAAAGUAAUUUAAUGGUGGGGGUCACAACUUAAGGAACUGUAUACCUGUAUUUAUACAUGCUAUUAUUGUACAUGAGACAUGGUGUGUGCGAGCCUUCGAGCCACAUCGAUGCUAUUAAUUGUCCCUUUUCUAUUCAAUGUAUGCUGAGGCUGAUUGUAACUUGUAAUGGUUUUUUUUUUAUGACAGGAGUGUUUCCUCAAACUGAGUGACAUGGUACCCGACGUGCCACGGAAUGAGUCUGGCAACAUCGAUGGGACCGUCCUCAUGCAGUACGUCAUUGAUUAUAUCCUCGACCUGGAACUUCAGUUGGACGGUCAAGGUCAUUUUUCACCGGCGGCAGCGUUUUCUGCCUCCUUCCCCUCGAAAUUCGUGUCGGAGACAUCCUCGAGGGAACCCUUAUCGGAAAAAUGUUUAGACAAUAUCGUCUCCACACACUACGAUCUGCAGGUACAGUGUUACCCUCCUUGAUAUAGUCUGUCCAUCUCCUUUUGCAGGAUAUCUCUCACUUUCAGAUAAUUACUUUAAAUAAUUCUUUAAUUUUAAAUUCAAUUUAUUUCUAUUGUAAAAUAAUAUUAUCUACCGUCAUUGUUUUACUUUGUUUGGCAUGGGCCUUUUUUAUUUUUAUGGUAAUCCUUCCAAUCCAUAAUCAUCUGGUCCAUCUUCCUGAGCUUGGCCAUAACCAACUUCCUGAGCUUGGCCAUAACCAACUUCCUGAGCUUGGCCAUAACCAACUUCCUGAGCUUGGCCAUAACCAACUUCCUGAGCUUGGCCAUAACCAACUUCCUGACUUGGCCAUAACCACUUCCUGAGCUUGGCCAUAACCAUCUUCCUGAGCUUUAGCCAUAACCAUCUUCCUGAGCUUUGGCCAUAACCAACUUCCUGAGCUUGGCCAUAACCAACUUCCUGAGCUUGGCCAUAACCAUCUUCCUGAGCUUUGGCCAUAACCAACUUCCUGAGCUUGGCCAUAACCAACUUCCUGAGCUUGGCCAUAACCAACUUCCUGAGCUUGGCCAUAACCAUCUUCCUGAGCUUUGGCCAUAACCAACUUCCUGAGCUUGGCCAUAACCAUCUACCUAAGCCUAGCUUCUGAAUUUCUUGAUCAAUCAGUUUUGCGUGAAAUAAACUUGAACCCCUUUCUGCAGUCGUACCUUCUCUUAAAAUAUGUCAAUUGUCUUAAAAUAAUGUGCACUCCUCAGUAUAUAUUAAUAAACCCCUAACUAUGCAGGUGCUCUUAGCAAGGGCUUGCUGGAAGACCCAGGACAUCAGAUUUGUUUCAUUUUAUUGGCACUUCGAAUCCUGAGGGUUGCAGGAAAUGUUUCAAAAUAAAUGGGGGUGGUACACGGCAAAAAGGUUAAGACCAUGCUAUGUAUCAUCAUUAAUUAUUUGAUUUCUUAUGAGCUGUAGGUGAACAUUAACAGAUAAAUCUGGUUUUAAAUUGAAAGAAAAUGAAAUCCGGCGUAAAUUUAGAUAUGCUUUGAACUUAACACUUCAGAACGGUCCACUUAAAUGCUGGACAGAUGAAAUAUCUUUUAAUCUUGACAUCACUGACAAAGUGUCUCUAUCUGACAUUAUUAUUGACAAAAUGUCUCUUGUUUUUUAUUCUGUAGGUGGCGGCAUCCUCACUAACAGAUGAUUUGCUAUCAGCAACAACAGAUUGUGAAAUUAGACCGCCAUCAAAAUGAAUGCUCAGACUAUCACCUAUAUAUACUCAUGGUAAGUUGACUUAAAAAAAAAUUAUUUAUUUAACCACAUUUUACACUUUCACAUUUCUACACUCUACUCUAUUAUCACAUUUCUACACUCUACUUCAUAUCACAUUUCUACAAGCUACUUCAUAUCACAUUUCUACAAGCUACUUCAUAUCACAUUUCUACAAGCUACUUCAUAUCACAUUUCUACAAGCUACUUCAUGUCACAUUUCUACAAGCUACUUGAUAUCACAUUUCUACAAGCUACUUCAUGUCACAUUUCUACAAGCUACUUCAUAUCACAUUUCUACAAGCUACUUCAUAUCACAUUUCUACAAGCUACUUCAUAUCACAUUUCUACAAGCUACUUCAUAUCACAUUUCUACAAGCUACUUCAUGUCACAUUUCUACACUCUACUUCCUAUCACAUUUCUACACACUAUGAUGGUGAAAGAUCCAUACAAAAAGCUUUUGAACACUAUUGUUAUUAUUGAUAUAAUGAAAACUAGCUUUUUUGCUGUUUCUUGCUAGCUUCCUCCGUAAUCCGUACACAUAAUUUAAAACUUAUUGCACAGGACAUGUUAGUUGGUUUUCACGUUCUAAUUGGACAUACAUUCCCCAUAGCAUGAUUUGUAAUAAAAAUUGUAAUUCUGGAAAUCUUUAUUAAUAGAGAUACUUAUCCUAAAUUUUUCGUAGCAUAUAUCAAUGUGCACCUGGUCCGACUCAUCCAAAAUGUGUCAUAGAAUAUAUCAAUGUGCACCUGGUCGGACUUAUCCUAAAUUUGUCAUAGAAUAUAUCAAUGUGCACCUGGUCCGUCCCCUGUUCUUAAUCUGGCACUCAUUCAACUGUUUGUUUUGGCUGUGUACCUAUGGGCACAGUGUUUUACAUUGUUACUUGACGUGUUUACCAACUAUGAUAGAGCAUAAUUAAUAGCGGCUGUCGCCAUUAGUCAAACAAUGGAGUGAGGUCUAAGUCAACUUGUUACAUAAGUGGGAAUUACACACAAUGUCACGGAGACCUUGUGUACACAGGUCCCCCCCCCCCGGCCCCAAAAUCCAGGUUCGACAGUCACACAUGACACCUGUGCCCUUAUUUACAUAGAUAUACCUUUUAAGCUUCCUAAAAGCCAGGUGUGAAUGAACUCCCCCACCCACCCACCCCCCACACAUCUACGCCCUAUGUAACCUAAGCCUAAGGUAUGACUAACACACAACCUUGUAUUUUAGGGCCCGCUACAGCUUUAAUUAAUGGUUGGGUCGCUACUGUGCCAUAACUUUAAAAGAAUUUAAUUUUAUCAUCACCUUUUAAACAUAAACUUGAUUCGCUUCAUAGUAUAAAUUGACAUGCUGGCAUUAAAAAAAAAAGAAAUACAAUAAAUCAUUAAAUGUGUAAGAUCAACAAAGAGUCCCCAGGAAUUUGUUUAAGGAAACAAUGACCAACAAAUCACCUCCUGCCCCCCACCCAUCCCACCCCUUGUCUCUUUAUGCCCACGGCCUUUCACAGUCCGCCACCUGUCAUCUGUGUUGUUGAAUUUAUUUUCAAUAAUUCUUUUUUGUCGGUUGUGACAAAAGGUUCACACAACACUCGCCCUGGACCUAUCCUCCAUUCUUAGUUUUCACACCUGGUCUUCUUUUCAAAGGCUGGUUUGUUCUACAACAGAACAAAAACAACCUUUUUUUAUUAUUAUUUUUUUAAAUUUUAAAGUUAGUGUUUGUACCAUCUAUUUUGGGAAAAUAUGUUUUGGUGACUAUUCAGUCUAAUAAUUUAGAGACGAUUUUCCCCACCACAGUCCAUCUCCGCAAAUAUGUUUCUAAAUUAUACAAAAGUAGUGCGUAGAAGGCAAAAAAUCCCUGGACGAAAGGCUCGCUAUAGUUCAUGAAUUGAGUGGGCUACAGUCCAGACCCCCACAGCUGCGCUUAGAUUGUGGGAAUGCUUUUCCCUCGCCAGACAGACUGGCGCCAGCUCUCGGCAGGCAAGGCGGGACUUGGCUCGUCUGCUGUUGAACAGGUGUUCUUCUCCGUGCCCCUCCCGCCCUAGAUAUCCCUUUCAUCUCCGCUCCCCAAGUAGGCCUACGCGGCUCCCAGCCCCCUCCUAUUUCACGUGAAAAAAGGCAAACAAGCUGUUCUAUGCUGAUAGUCUUGUGAAAAUAGUCGUACGUUUGAUCACUGUCAGCUGCCUGUGCUAUUCGGACCAACGUCAGCUGGUUACGAUAGGACUAUCACGUUGGAGGGGUAAAAUUGUGUACACUGCGGGGUAAAAUUGUUUACUCUUACAGAUGUUGAUGAAGUACUGUAACUAUCGCAUUGGUGGUGUAAGAUCGUUCACCCUUAGUUCCUGUCAUGAAAUAUUGUGUAAACCAUCUUCAACUCCUUGAUAAAUAAUUUUGAAAUAACAUUUCGAUACAUGUCCGGGUUGCAACCCCCCCCCCCUUUUCCCCCCAAACCGNGGCUGUGCCAUGAUGCAGUCUGCUCCUGGCUGCGAAUGUGAUCACUUUUUUUUGCGAGUAGCUCGUCUAAAAGCAUCACAUCCUGGAGAUGACGGGGUGGGGCGGCACUUGCUGUAAUCAAUUAUCUACAUCGGGGCUAAACCUGUUUCCGGCACAGAAGAGCGGUGCUGCACAAUUGCGCAUGUUUCCAAACUUUUUAAAUUUGUCCCGACACUUGUGACGCACACCCACAGCGGUGCUCGGGUUUCCCUGUUGAAUUCGGGGAAAUUGACGGAGGUGGCUGUUGUCUACCAAUGGCAUCAGCGGGCUGUGAAAACCAUGGGCGUCGCUUAGGGGGCUGGUUUAGGGGUUAGGGAACCAUGCGUUGUUUUGUGACAGUAAAGGGCAAAUAAAUUGUCAAUGCAGUAGCAGGUUAUUAGAAACUAUUUCUAUCAGAAAACACUUUUCCAUUUUCUGAAAACAAAUGGAACAAACUGUUUCCUAACCCAAACGAAUGUAUUUAUAAAGCUGCAUCUGGUCAUGGGAAAUCCCACCCGCCCCCACCCCAAUUUAUAAAGCUGCAUCUGUUCAUGGGAAUUCCCCCCCCCCCCCAGGCAUCAUACACAAGGAUGUUAUCAUUUAUGUGAAAUUGUUAUCCCUGGGCCGAUGUGUCCUCUAAUCAGCGGCAGGUGUGGUCCCCAGUUUUAUUACUCGUGAGCUCGCGCCGCGUUGAAUGUUCCCAACGCCCUUUCCUUAUUUUGGUUAAUCGCCCAAUACUGACAUUACGCCCAUGGGUGUCGUAGUCUAUGUGAGUGUCGUAGUCUAUGUGACGCCCCAUGGGUGUCGUAGUCUAUGUGACGCCCCAUGGGUGUCGUAGUCUAUGUGACGUCCCAUGGGUGUCGUAGUCUAUGUGACGCCCCAUGGGUGUCGUAGUCUAUGUGACGCCCCAUGGGUGUCGUAGUCUAUGUGACGCCUAUCAAAACACGCUCAUUGUUUUUGAACAUACGAUUAAUUAUUUUUGACAGCGUUUCUCACAACACACCCCUCCUCACCCCCACCCCUCUUCACCCCCACCCCUCUUCACCCCCACCCAUCUUCACUCACACCCCUCUUCACUCACACCCUCUUGACCCCACCCCUCUUCACUCACACCCCUCUUCACUCACACCCCUCUUCACUCACACCCCUCUUCACUCAAACCCCUCUUCCCUCAAACCACUCUUCACUCACACCCCUCUUCACUCACACCCCUCUUCACUCACACCCCUCUUCACUCACACCCCUCUUCACUCAAACCCCUCUUCCCUCAAACCCCUCCUCAUUCCAACCGCUAAUAAUCUAAUUUUCAAUCUAAAAGAUGUCAGAUGUUAUUUUAAAUCUAAAAGAUGUCAGAUGUUAUUUUAAAUCUAAAAGAUGUCAGAUGUUAUUUUAAACCUAAAAGAUGUCAGAUGUUCCAUUCAAACACCCAAAAGUGUCUCACAUCAAUGUUCGCAUUUCACAACCUCCGAUAAUUUGUCAGAGACACUAAGAUAUAUCUCAUAUCAAAUGGAUGAAAACAUGUAACGAACAAGUCUCGGGGCCAUUAACAUUUCACUACAUACAGGUGCAGUAGGUUUUGCCAGGUGUUAUAUAAGUGAUCAAUAUUAUUACUUAAUCAGAUCGUUUAUUGGUAAACUACGAUCACUCACCUGCGUGUCACAUCGCCUCGUGUCUUCUGCUUGAGUGUGUAUUUGAAUUCUCUUCCAAAUUUGUUAUUAAAUUGUAAUGUUAAUUUUAAUGUUUUUUUCUUCCUCAGAACCAUGAAAGCAGCUGUGAUCAUUUGUACAUCUAAGCUUACCCCCCUGGAGCCAGGCCUCAGCACCCUGCCCUAGGCCCAGGUAUCACUGAAGGAGUUUAAGGCCUGGUCCUGUAGCUCACCAACAUGGCAGUCAUCUCUACGCAACACACGCCAAACCUCUUUAUCUUAUUUGUGUUAAAAAUCUUUUGACGACCCACCUACCUGGAUAUUCUCACCUGACGUCUGCUAUCGAGGAAUUGUUAAAUGGAGAACUGUGUGUAACGUUUUGGAAAUUCAUCUUUAUGUACAACGAUGGUCCGACAUUUGAUUGGUCAGUUAAAAAGAAAUCUUUUAAUUUGUUUUACAUUCCAUGGCCAUCAAGCAAGAAGAGGCCGAGAUCAGAAGUUAUCAUACAACAAUUUGGUUUCAUAAGACACUAGACUGAUCAGACAACAUUAGUGUGUCGACACUGGACUGACGAGACAACAUAAGUGUGUCAAUGACACCAAUGUCAUUCUAGCAUUUGUCAUUUCAUUGUUGAGUUUGUAGCAUACGUCAGGAAAUGGGAUUUAAGGGCUCCAUUACAUUUCUGAUAUGUAUUGAAAAUUUCAUGUCCCACCCACAACAUCCCGUAUCCCAACCUCAAAAUACCUCAGUUGAAGCCACUGCACCUUGUGUAUGCCAAUUGGGUGCAGGCUAGUGACAACCUUUGGGAUCAGGCUAGUGACAGUCAUUUGGGAGCAGGCUAGUGACGGCUCCAGAAAAAGAUGUACCGAAUAGUUUGUACAAUAUCCCAUGGAGCUUGCUGUACCACUGCAAUCUUUUGCAACAAAGCUAUUUACUCUUUCCUAUUUUCCUAUACAGAAAGUUCUUAAAAUUUAAAUAGCUGUGUAUCACUGAAUGUACCUGUAUCUAUUUUAAUUACUGGUAUCCAAAUUUUUUAUUUUUUUUUGGUUAAAUUAUAAUUCUUUUUAGGUUUAUACAAAUUCUAAAUUCAUAGUUUUAAAAACCAGUUAUUGAAAACAAUCUAAUUUUGAAAAGGCUACUGAGGUGACUUGUAUUAUAUGAACACUCGCUCAGAGGUCAGCUCAGAAUGUGUUGAAAACUAGUGAGUUUUUAUAUUUUGCUUAUCAUUUUGAUAUUGUGAAUAUUUGCCCUUAAAUUACUAACCUGAAAUGCUUAUGAAAGAGAAAGGAAAUCUCAGUACUUAAAAGACCGUUGUACAUAAAGUAGACAUGGAAAUUAAAUUUAUGAACAGAUUAACCCUCAGCUUCCCACCGACACACAGUUCUUGACUUCAAUGUGUACUUCUUCUAUAUCUUAAGGGCCCACGAUCAAUUUAUUGAUCAUUUUGGCUCCUAUGGAUGUGGAUGGGAUUUGCAAUGUUUCUGUUGCUGGUGUUACUAGUCAUUGGGUUAAAAAUUAAAUAUCUUGGUCUUUAUUCCAGUAUAUUUUUACAUUGCUCUUUAAUUUAAAAUUGAAAUUCACAUUUUAUAUUUUUAAAAAUUUUAAAGGAUCAAUUCAUGGAUUUUUUAAAAAUAUCACUACUUAAACUUGUCCAAAAAACUUGAUAAAUUUUCUUGUAUGGCCAUUUUGUGUGACGUGUGUUGUUAGAUUUAUAAUUUAAUCUUUGGAUACCAAAAACAACUCCAUAUUUUAUUUCAUGGGGACUUACUCCCAAAUACAUGUGGGAUUUGGAAGGGGGGGGGGGGGGGUUGGGCCAGAAAAUUAUCCUGACAAUGACCAAAUACAUUACAGGGAAAGUGAAGCAUCUUAACAUGUACUUAAAAUAACACAUUGAUAAUUAUUUGAACAGAACGCGCCAUUGUGUGUUCCAAGUCUGGUCUGUUGGUCUGUGAUCUUACCACCAUGAACUGGAAUACAAAUGUUGUGUUGGGAGUGCUGUGUGUGUGUUCAUGUGCAUCAUUUGUGUGUGUGUGUAUAUAUAUAUAUAUAUUAUAUUAUAUAUGCUGUGCACAUGUUAAACAUUAAUAUCAAAUUAUGUUAUACAAAUAAAUAUCUUUUGACUGUGGUACAGAGUAUUGGCCAUCAGAGUGGACUGGAUAAGAAACUAUUGUCCUACAAGAUGUGACAGUUUUAGUAGAGUGACAGGCAGGACAUGUGAUGAUUAGUAGAGUGACAGGCAAGACAUUUUAUGAUUGGUAGAGUGACAGGCAGUAAUGUUCACUGUCACAAAGAAAGACUGACAAACUUACUUGUAAAAUUGUUAGACGUUUAGCUCACAUUUUUACCAUAAAUGUCUCCAAUCCAGUGUCUGUUAUAUGUGGUCCAGUGUCUGUUAUAUGUGGUCCAAUGUCUGUUAUAUGUGGUCCAAUAUCUGUUAUAUGUAUAUACUGAGUUUGAAUGGAUUAUAGAUUAAUUCUUGUUUUUUUUUUUUUACAUUUGUUUUGUAUAAUUUAUGAAGAUGUGACAUUUUGAUGGAUUACUUAUUUUAAAGAUUUUGUUAUAAUAAAAAUUGAACUUUGUAAAC